This is a messenger RNA of Marasmius oreades (fairy-ring Marasmius), 1029 nucleotides long. RefSeq lists its product as uncharacterized. Lineage: Eukaryota; Fungi; Basidiomycota; Agaricomycetes; Agaricales; Marasmiaceae. The record is from RefSeq and is a predicted model, not a curated record. The coding region runs from base 1 to 1029 and encodes 342 amino acids. The transcript is spliced from 3 exons.
AUGUUAGAACCAGAAGAACCCCUUCCAGUACCUUUGCGAAAACUAUGGCUUGUAUGUUGUCAGCCUCACAAGGAACUGAAAAAUAUGGCCAAUAUCCUGCACAGAUGUAUUGCGGACAACGAAAUGGCGAUUACGAGCCUUCAUUGUCGUUCCGAAGGCGACGGAAUACUUUAUCUCGAUACUCCCGAUCCGAUGAAGGCCAUGAAGAUAUUGUCGAAUCACCAAGCUAUUCGCCGUUUGAAAACCAGCCCGUACUACAAACUCAAUAUGAUGCUCUUGGAAGACCUGAUGGACAGCGUGCGAUCUCUUAUUCUCCUGCCUUUAGACAGCAGCUGUGAAGGGGGGACAUGGUUCCCCGUUCACGAGGGAGACCUUGCUCUGGUUACUGCUGUGUUUAGAUACUCUGGCGAGCUAGGUGUGCUGCUUCCUGCAUGCCAUACAGAGUAUUUGGUCAACUUGGGUGUUCCGUUCAGGCAAGGGGACUAUGGCAGGAAACUUCUAGCAGGGAAGAUGCUCCCUCAAGGUGGAGUAGCCCCCUUACUUGAUGCCGGCCUCAAAAUCGAGCAUGGCCUGGUUUUCAGGAUUAUCAAGGCCAAGUGUGUGGCACCUAUGUCUGGACCAUAUGACUGGCAAGAUAUCAGCAUUUUUGUCAUGAGCGAACACCCACUUGUAGCAGAGUUCUUUCCACAGAUAGAUGGGUUGGAGUUUCUCCUGGAUGAGAAGGUUGAAUCGUGGGAUGGAAUGAAGAAAGGGAAGGUCACCGUGGUAACAGAAAAGGGUGUGGAUAUUCUGACAGAUACCAUACCUUCGACACACGAGUUUCUCGGUUGGAAAGUCUUCAAAUGCUGGGAGGCUGAUGACUAUGUCAUCGCCCCACGACUUGAAGCAGAAGGUCUGGUAAUCGGAACAAAGAGCAACCAUGUGUAUGCAUGGUUGGGAUAUGAGAACGACAAUGACCACGACAAUGACUAUGUACAUUCUACUUUACAGCUCAUGGAAAUGGCUCUAACUGACUUCAAAAGGGAAUGA